AGUGACAGUGCGGAAAUCUGAGUUUCGGGGCGGAUUUGCUGGGCUACGACUUCCCCUUUUCAUUCUGCUCCCACGCCCAUGUUACUCAAUACAACAACAACAAGUAUGCAACUCCUAAAGUUAAGUUAACUUUAGUUCUGAACUUGUGUUUCCAUUAUGGGAGACACGGACACUACAGGGGCCUUGAGUCGCAGGAGAAGGGCAACUUUCGCGGCGGCGCGAGGAGGAGCGAGUAUGCAGCCGGCGAAUGGGAAGCAUACGGCGGCGUUUCAUCGCUCAAUGACCGCUGCUGACGGUAGAGGAGUCGGCGAGCAGAGGAAAGCCGAUCCCUCCUUGGAGAAGACUCGAUCCAAAACAAAGAAUGACAAAAAUAAACGCAACAAUGACAUAAAUGACAGGUUAAGCUGUCACAAGCCACAGGAGUCCCUGCUGAGUUCAUCCAGUGGUUUCAGUAACUACAGGGGUAUUCUCAACUGGUGUGUGGUAAUGCUGGUACUUAGUAAUGCUCGCCUCUUCCUAGAAAACCUAUUAAGGUAUGGGGUUCUGGUGGACCCGAUUCAAGUGGUUUCCUUAUUCCUGAAGGACCCCUACAGCUGGCCAGCGCCGUGCCUGGUGAUUGUGUCCAACGUCUUCAUCGUGGUGGCCCUCUACACAGAGCGACAGCUCUCAAAGGGUUCAUUCGGCGAGCGCGUGGGCUUACUCGUUCACUUUCUUAAUAUGGCUGUCAUGCUAACAUUCCCCGCCGCUGUGGUCCUCACGGUGCCCUCGGUGACCCCAGUCGGCGGCACCUUCGUGCUGGGUGCUUACACCAUUCUCUUCCUUAAGCUCUACUCCUAUAAGGACGUCAACAUGUGGUGUCGGGAGCUGAGUAGCAUGAAGGCCAAGAAGCUGGCAAGGUCACUGUCUUGUCCUUCACCACAGUAUUCCAAUGGAGAGGAACGUAAAGUGUGUUACCCUGGCAACCUCACCAUCAGAGACCUGUACUACUUUGUCUUUGCUCCGACUCUGUGCUACGAGCUCAACUUCCCUCGCUCUCCCAACAUACGGAUGAGUUUCCUUCUGAGAAGACUUUUUGAAAUGCUGUUCCUCAUCCAGAUGUUAGUCGGUCUUACCCAACAGUGGAUGAUUCCCAUCAUUCAAAGCUCCAUGAAGCCACUUGAGGAGAUGGAUCUAUCUCGGAUGACUGAGAGACUCUUACGAUUGGCUGUUCCCAACCAUUUGCUUUGGUUAAUGUUCUUCUACUGGUUCUUCCACUCGUCUUUGAACUUCACAGCGGAGCUUCUGCGCUUCGGAGACAGACAGUUCUACAAAGACUGGUGGAACUCGGAGACGGUGACAUAUUUCUGGCAGAACUGGAACAUCCCCGUUCACAAGUGGUGUCUCCGGCACUUUUACAAGCCGUUGCUGAGGAGAGGAUUUAGUAAGAUAGUCAGCCAAUCAGCCGUCUUCUUCUUGUCCGCUUUCUUCCACGAGUAUCUGGUGAGUGUCCCUCUGAGGAUGUUCCGACUUUGGGCCUUUAUGGGCAUGAUGGCUCAGCUUCCAUUAGCCUGGCUUGUUGGUCACUACCUGCACGGCAAUUACGGCAACGCUGCUGUGUGGAUUUCGCUCAUAAUUGGCCAACCGUUCGCCGUCCUCAUGUACGUCCAUGACUACUACGUCCUGCACUACAGACAAGAAGCGGACUGAUUGGUAGAAACACGCACUCUCAGUUCUUAUACGUCAUGUGGAUCAUCCAUCGGAGCAUUAUUUUUUUUAUACAGUUGCAUAUAAUGUUUAUAAUAACACGGGCCGUCCCAUUUUUUUUUUUAAUUGUGAAUACAAACACUGCUGUCCUCAUGUAUCUGCUAGCCAGCAUGAUAUAACAUUACCUUUAAGACACCUCUAACUUCUUUUACUGUACAUACUGUACUACAUACAGUAGGAAAUCAAAAAAGAACAACAUACUUGACUAUUGCAGUAUUUGUGCAAACAACACACCUUCAACUAUGGCAGAUACGAUGCUAUCAGUUUUUCAUGGUAAUACUUUUGUUUUGCAUUACUUAAUUUUGUUUGGGGGUCGAGCGGUUAGCAUAUGAAAAAUGCAUAUUUGGGUACAAAGUUCGAAUGAUUGUUUUCUGAAGUGCCUUUCGUAGAUAUUAUACUUGUGUUAAGUGGUUUUACUUUGUCCAGUGUUACUGUGACAUGAGCACAAAAAUGAAAAACAACGUAUGCUGGUAAGUAGGGGUGACACUAGAUCGGGGGGGUGGGCAAACUUUUUGACUCGCAGGCCGCUUUUGAGUAUUUUACGUUUAUAAUUCUAACAGUCCACAUUGAAUUAUUUGAUUUUUGUCUUAAUAAGACAUACGACUUUCAAGUUAUGUUGCCAGUUGUUGUAUGUUAAAAGUUGAAAUACUUAGAAAGCAACUGGUGGGCCAGAUUCAAACGCUUAGUGGGCCGCAUGUGGCCCCCGGGCCGUAGUUUGCCCACCCCUGCGCUAGACCUUGUGUCGCAAGAUCUUGCCAGAUUAAAAGGUUUCUCGUUCAGAAAAAAAAAAUGUCUUGGUACUAGGAACACAAUAAAUGAAAAGGAACUCGAUCAUUUUGCCGGUUUCAAUAUAUCGCCAUGAGAAAUGAAAAGGUUUUCCUCGCCUCCAAACAGGCAGGAAGAGGGUUCACUCUGUGCAUUGGUUUCAGCAUCUUGCCGUGUUUUUCCAUAGACCAACAUGAGCCAUUUGUCAACCAGCUUUUGUGUUGUUGUCAAGUGUUUCUUAAAAUAAAUGUGAAAUUUAAAAGAAAAACAAAAAAAAACUUUUUUGUGUUAUCAACCAUCGGACCAAAAAGUAAAACUGAUAAAUGUUGGUAUGACACUGAAGUGGACAUGCAUUAAAACAUACUGUGUGUGUGUGCUUGUCACCCUGACACGGGUCUGUGGGUCUGUGGAUCUGCUUUUUAUCACACUGACAGCGAUUUAAACAGCUGGUCUUCAGCACAUCACUGACAUUUGGUUCAACAACGACUUUGGGGAAUUUAUAGUAGAGUCAAAUCUAAAUGAACAACCCAUUCGAAAUAGAAUUGCUAUGAGCUGUUAUGAAAUUGGGAUUUUAUUUAAGAAGUUUGCAGCAAUAAAUCUGCCAAACUGGUGAAAUAGGUCAACAAAACUAGUAUUGUGUGACUUAUACUCCAGAGCGA
This is a messenger RNA of Doryrhamphus excisus (bluestripe pipefish), 3167 nucleotides long. It is a transcript of the gene dgat1b, whose product is annotated as diacylglycerol O-acyltransferase 1b. Gene Ontology annotation, biological process: triglyceride biosynthetic process. Lineage: Eukaryota; Metazoa; Chordata; Actinopteri; Syngnathiformes; Syngnathidae. The record is from RefSeq and is a predicted model, not a curated record. Gene Ontology annotation, molecular function: diacylglycerol O-acyltransferase activity. Gene Ontology annotation, cellular component: endoplasmic reticulum membrane.